AUAUCUAAAAUGUGUUUCUGGUGUGUUGAGUAUCAGGUUUCAAACUAAUGUAGGACCCAGUAUCUUUUUUAUGUUGCCUUGAUUGACCAUUCUUGUGCCAUCAGAGUGGAGAAAAUGUAUUUACUCUGAGCUGAGAAAACAUUUAUGCUCUACAGGCAGCAGCACAAGGAAAGGAAAACAUUUUCUUCAGUGUGAAGAAUGAGCGACAGUUUCAAGGAAGGUCCUGACAUUCAGGAGACACAGUUCGGGGGUUCUUCACUGUCCCAGCAGAGGAGGGUCAUCCAUUUCUCCAGCGGUGAGACUCUGGAGGAAGAUGACAGUGAGGAGGAGGAAGAGGAGGGUACUUCACAUGUGCAGGUGUUUAGGGAGCCUGAAGACAUGCCCAAACUCCCAUGGAGAGCAUUUACUUGGUCUCUGGGCAGGAAGUCAUUGCGCACUUGUGAUUUUCUUGGGGAAAAACUGGCUGGUCUACUUGGCCUCAACACUGCUAAAUACCAGUAUGCUGUAGAUGAAUAUCAGCGUGACAACAAGAACACAGGCAGUAAAGACACCGAAUGCUCCUAUGAGAAAAGAAGGGAGAGAAUUCACCAUUCUUCAAGGAUAAUCAGUGAAUAUGGUGCCACAAGCUCCCACGGAGUCCCUGCUGGUUCUCAAGCCACUGAGCACGGAACUACAGGAUCCCACAAUAAGGGCUAUCAAGAUGAUAAUGAGCACUGAAAAAGAACUAGGCUAAUAAAUCAAAUCAAAGCAAAUGUUAUUUGUCACAUGCGUUAUUUAUACAACAGGUAUAAACCUUACCGUGAAAUGCUUACUUAAGAGCCCUUAACCAACAAUGCAGAUUUUUUAUUAAGUAAGAAAAAUUUGCUAAAUAAACUAAAGGAAAAAUAGUGACACAAUAUUAUACAUUGAACCCAUUAGACUUGUUGUGCUACCUAAGAGAGCAAAUAUUGAUAUUGCUGUGUGUCUUUUUUGGUGUUCCUCUCUCUGUGGUUUCUACUGUAUUGCACUUUAUCUGUCUAUAUUAAUACAAUUCUGGAUUUAAAUUAAAAACAUGCAGAAUAUAUUUUCCAUGCAUGCCUUCAAUUUGA
Coregonus clupeaformis (lake whitefish) is the source of this 1088-nucleotide messenger RNA. Its product is annotated as protein FAM177A1. NCBI's taxonomy places the organism in Eukaryota, Metazoa, Chordata, Actinopteri, Salmoniformes, Salmonidae. The transcript has 5 exons. Bases 199 to 717 code for a protein of 172 amino acids. The record is from RefSeq and is a predicted model, not a curated record.